Molecule: messenger RNA, 2524 nt
Organism: Hevea brasiliensis (rubber tree)
Lineage: Eukaryota; Viridiplantae; Streptophyta; Magnoliopsida; Malpighiales; Euphorbiaceae
Exons: 7
Coding region: 1087-2241 (384 amino acids)
Molecular function (GO): glycosyltransferase activity
Source: RefSeq, a predicted model, not a curated record
UGUUGUGUUUAGUUUGAUGCAAGGAAUACAGCAAGUUGUUUUACUACCGCAAUAGGAGCAUCUGUCUAUCUCCUUAUUUUUUUUGUAUAAUUUUGGAAGAAAAAUGAUAACAAUUCAUAGUAUAUUAAUUUUAAUUCAUUGAUGCAAAACAUUAGGAAAUCUGCAAAAUUAGGAAAUGCUUCUGUUUAUUACCAUUUCUUACCAUUUUGUGAACUUUGAUGCUGGUACAUGUUUUUUAAUACACGGAUUAGGGCCACCUUUCUUAAAGGAAAGCAAGACAUUAUCCUAAUUCAGUAAAAUUUUCUAUACUGCAAAUAUUUGUUAUAAAGAUGAACCUGAGUUAGUUGAAUUGUUCAUCCUUUUGAAGCUGUUUAAGCUGAAUAUUGAAUAUUGGUCAUUAUGUGUACUCUGCUGGAGUUAGCUUAUCAGUUUUUGCGUAGCAUUUGGUAGAAUGCACUUUUAAUCUUUCCAAUUAAUUAUGCUAUUUACACCGCCAUGUUUGGGAGGAACCUUCUGAAAUCAUUAAUAGUGUGGCAUGUCCUGUUUGAACAAUUUCAUUUGCCAUUGACACCAUUCUUUUCAUGACAAGUGCUGCGUGAAUAAUUUGACAAGAUUAAAUGUCUAAGACAAAUUUUGCAUGGGUACAGCCAAAAAAAAAAAAAAAAGUAUGCCUAAACUAUUAGGUGACCUAUAUUUUUAAUGGUGGUUAUGAUUGAGAAAAUAGCGAGUGAUUUUCUUAUCUAUAUUCAUGAAAUUUAUUGUUUAGUUAUAAGGAAUUUAUGGCAAUAGAUAUGCGGCUAAAAUAAUAUUGUGAUUUGCAAGAGGAACCUUCCUGAAAAUGGGUCCUCAUAGCACUCGUGAUGCAUUGAAUUUUAUUUGGUCCUCGUCAUUGUGUUUGAAAAAUAAAGCUUAUAAUUUGCAAGUUUUAAUAUCUAGCAUAAUAUUAAUUUUGCCAUCUAUCAAGCUGCUCAUGAAUUUGGUAUUUUUACAAUGUAAUUACAGUUUGAUGUGUGUAUAAAGGUCAACAUGUGAAAUUUCCUCUAUCCAAAGAAUAAACUUGUGCUACCAUGUGGACCAUUGUUGUUGAUGGAAUUAGCUUUUCUACUAAGAGGUGUUGGUUCUGAAGUUUUUUGGGUCACCAUCCAGAAACCUUCAGAAACUGAUGAGGUGAUAUACAAUUUAGAGCAAAAGAUGCUAGUCCGAGGAGUGCAGGUCGUGUCUGCAAAAGGCCAAGAAGCUAUAGGUACUGCUCUUAAAGCCGAUAUGGUUGUUUUGAAUACGGCUGUUGCUGGGAAAUGGCUAGAUGCUGUUCUGAAGGAAAACAUUCCUCGUGUUCUCUCAAAAGUGUUGUGGUGGAUUCAUGAAAUGCGAGGACAUUAUUUUAAAUUGGACUAUGUCAAGCACUUGCCUUUGGUUGCUGGUGCUAUGAUUGAUUCACAUGUGACAGCACAAUAUUGGAAAAAUAGGACUCAAGAACGUUUGAGGAUUAAAAUGCCUGAGACCUAUGUUGUUCACCUUGGAAAUAGCAAGGAACUUAUGGAAGUUGCUGAAGAUGGUGUGGCAAAAAGGGUUUUGCGUGAACAUAUACGGGAGUCUCUUGGAGUUCGAGAUGAAGAUUUACUCUUUGCCAUAAUUAACAAGAACCAUAUGAUUGCAGGUGUUUCACGUGGAAAAGGCCAGGAUCUAUUUUUGCGUUCCUUUUAUGAGAGCUUGGAGUUGAUCCAAUUGAAGAAGCUGAAGGUGCCAUCAAUGCAUGCAGUAAUUGUGGGCAGCGACAUCACUGCUCAGACCAAGUUUGAGACAGAAUUACGGAACUUUGUGAUGCAGAAAAAGAUUCAAGAUCGUGUUCACUUUGUAAAUAAAACUCUUACUGUAGCUCCUUAUCUAGCUGCUGUUGAUGUUCUUGUUCAGAAUUCACAGGCACGGGGAGAAUGCUUUGGGAGGAUAACCAUAGAAGCCAUGGCAUUUCAGCUGCCUGUGUUGGGAACAGCAGCAGGUGGCACCACAGAAAUUGUUGUGAAUGGGACUACUGGUUUAUUGCACCCUGUUGGAAAGGAUGGGGUUACUCCCCUCGCAAAAAAUAUAGUCAAACUUGCCACUCAUGUUGAGAGGAGGCUUACAAUGGGGAAGAGAGGAUACGAGAGGGUCAAAGAGAUGUUUUUAGAACAUCACAUGGCACACAGAAUUGCUGCAGUGCUGAAGCAAGUGUUGCAGAAGUCUAAGGGCCAUCCACAUCGAUGACAAUUAGAAUAUCACCUCUUUGCCUCUCAAUGCAAGAGUUGCGCUUAGUUUUCUAUCAAGAUGCAUUCUAAGGCUGCUCCGUCCACAAACUAAACGUGGUGAGCAACUAAUAGCCUCCAAUGGUAGUAAUCUGUAAUUGUGGUAAAAGUCUUCUCUGUUGUCCUUUCCCUGUCUUUAAAAAGAGCUGUAAAUUAUGUACAUCCUUGGACAAGUAAUCUUAGACACCUGUUUUUAUAGUUGGCUUUAUCAACAAAGGUAUGGGAAGAUAUUAGUUGCAACGUCC